UGCUUCAAUAUGUUCGUCACGGGCGCACUGCUGUUCCUCUCGGCUGUGCUAUUGGCUGUGCUUCUCAUAUGGCGCCGUUGGCAUUUCUCUUACUUCGAGAGAAUUGGCAUCCCAGGACCAAAGCCUAACCUAAUCUGGGGAAAUAUCCGGGAGUACCACUCAGUGGAGAUAUACAAGGUGAUGGGAAAAUGGCUUGACCAGUACGGCGACAUAUAUGGGUUCUACAACGGCGACGUUCCUGUUGUCGUGACCAGGGACAUAAACUUCGUAGAGCACGUCUUCGUUCGCAACUUUAAUAACUUCGUUGAUCGGGGCAUCACAAUGGCGACCGAUCAAAAUCACCCUGUGUUGAAGAAGUCCAUCUUCCACGCCUGCGGCCUCCUGUGGAAAAGUAUCCGGUCAUGUGUUUCGCAGAGCUUCAGUGACAGCAAGCUGAAACAGAUGAUGCCACACAUUGAAGAAGAUGCAAGCAUAUUCAUCAAGUCUCUUGAGCAGUACGCUGACACUGGAGAAGAGGUGCAGAUGCUUCGCAAAUUUGAGGAACUCUCCAUGGACUACGUAGCCCGAGGAUCGUUCGGCAUCGACGAACGCUUUCAAGGGAAGCCUGACCAUCCCCUUAUGGUUAUCGCCAAGGCUGGCCUCCGGGGUCUCAUGAAGGGACCUUUUCAUAUGAUCGCACAGAGCACGACCUCAUUCGGGGCGCUCAUGAAGCCGCUGUACUGGCUUUCGCUUGUCCUAGGAGAAUUUUCAUUGGAAGGCCUGAAUGAACCGGCAGCCAAGGUGAUUCAGCUGAGAAAGAGUGAUCCCUCGCUGCGAAAGCAUGACUUCUUGCAAGGUCUCCUCGACGCGGAGUACAUCGAGGCAGAAGAGGAACGUGGCGACAACAAAGUUGAAAAUGGAAGUGCCAGAAAAAGGGCUCUGACCACCGAAGAAAUUAUAACGAACGCUGGAGCGCUUUUCAUAGCCGGGUUUGAAUCUACAGCAACGGCAUUGAGUUUCAUUACCUACUCCCUCGCGAAACACCCGGAUGUCCAAGAGAAGCUUCGGCGAGAAGUCAUCGAUGCCGUCGGUCCCGACGGCUCCCUGGACUAUGAAACAAUCAUGAAAAAGUUGAAAUACCUGGAAUACGUAGUGGAUGAAACACUACGGCUUUAUCCUCCAGCAUUAUCGAAUGUGAAUCGAAUGGCCAAAGAAGACUUCGAAUACAAUGGCAUCAAGUACAAGGCAGGUACAAACGUCAUGGCAGCGUUGUACCAGAUCCAAAGAGACCCACGAUAUUUUUCGAACCCUCUGCAGUUUAAUCCCGACAGGUUUUCCCCUGGAAAUGAGGCCUUGUUUACGAAAGCAGCAUUCAUACCCUUUGGCGUCGGGCCUCGAAACUGCGCUGGAAUGAAGCUGGCCUUGCUAAAACUGAGGUACACGGUGGCCAAGAUGGUCCAGAAGUACCGCAUGGAACUAGGCCCCUCUCAGAAGGGAACCAUGGAGCUGGGCCAGUAUGGGAUGGCAUCAACGCCUGCAAUAGGGCCCUGGAUUGUCCUACACAGUGUUGCCAUACGCUUGAGUUAUUCACUCGCGUACGUGAAUAUGUUCGCUACAGGCGCACUGCUGUUCCUCUUGGCUGUGCUACUGGCUGCGCUUCUCAUAUGGCGAUGGCGACAUUUCUCUUACUUCGAGAGAAUUGGCAUCCCAGGACCAAAUCCCAGUUUAAUCUGGGGAAAUAUCCGGGAAUACCACUCAAUGGAGAUAUACAAGGUGAUGGGAAAAUGGCUUGACCAGUACGGCGAUACAUAUGGGUUCUACAACGGCGACGUUCCUUUUGUUGCCACCAGGGACUUAAACUUCGUAGAGCACGUCUUCGUGCGCAACUUUCAAAACUUCAUUGAUCGGGGCAUCACAAUGGUGACCGAUCAAAAUCACCCUGUGUUGAAGAAGUCCAUCAUAAACGCCUGCGGACUCUCGUGGAAAAGUAUCCGGUCAUGUGUUGGGCAGGGCUUCCGUGGCAGCAAGCUGAAACAGAUGAUGCGACACAUUGAAGAAGAUGCGAGCAUCUUCAUCAAGUCUCUUGAGCAGUACGCGGACACCGGAGAAGAGGUGCACAUGCUUCACAAGUUUGAGGAACUCUCCAUGGACUACACAGCCCGGGGCGCGUUCGGCAUCGACGAACGCUUUCAAGGGAAGCCUGACCACCCGCUCAUGGCCGUCGCCAAGGCUACCUUCAGGGGUGUCAUGAAGGGACCUUUUCAUAUGAUCGCACAGAGCACGACCGCAUUCGGGGGGCUCAUGAAGCCGCUCUACUGGCUUUCACUUGUCAUUGGAGAAUUCUCAUUUCAAAACUUCACAGAAGAGACAGCCAAGGUGAUUCAGCUGAGAAAGAGUGAUCCCUCGCUGCGAAAGCAUGAUGUCUUGCAAAAUCUCCUCGACGCGGAGUACAUCGAGACAGAAGAGGAACGCGGUGAUUACAAAGUUGCACAUGCAAGUGCCAGAAAGAGGGCUCUGACCACCGAAGAAAUUGUAACGAGUGCUGCUGUACUUUUCAUUGCCGGGUUUGAAACUACAGCAACGGCCUUGAGUUACAUAGCCUACACUCUCGCGAAACACCCGGAUGUCCAAGAAAAGCUUCGGCGAGAAGUCGUCGAUGUCGUCGGUCCCAACGGCUACCUGGACUAUGAAACAGUCAUGAAAAAGCUAAAGUACCUGGAACAAGUAGUGGAUGAAACGCUGCGGCUUUAUCCUCCAGGAUUAUCUGGUGUGAAUCGACAGGCCAAAGAAGAUUUCGAAUACAAUGGCAUCAAGUACAAAGCAGGUACAAACGUCAUGGCAGCGUUGUACCAGAUACAAAGAGACCCACGAUAUUUUUCGAACCCUCUAGAGUUUAAUCCAGACAGGUUUUCCCCUGAAAACGAGGCCUUGUUUACGAAAGCCGCAUUCAUGCCCUUUGGCGUCGGGCCUCGCAACUGCGUUGGAAUGAGGCUGGCCUUGCUAAAAGUGAGGUACACUGUGGCGAAGAUGGUGCUGAAGUACCGCAUGGAACUAGGCCCUUCUCAGAAGGGAACCAUGAAGCUGGGCCAGUAUGCGAUGACAUCAACGCCCGCAAUAGGGCCCUGGAUUGUCCUACACAGUUUGGCGAAUGAACGCUGAGACAGCUCAUUCUUAAGUGGGUGUUUUAAAUAGUGAUGUAAGCAUUCCUUCCCAUGUGGAAUUGUUCCUUUCUGUCCCUUGUCAAAACGAAGUAUGUGGCUUUCUGAUGCGCAUAAGCAUGUUCUCUAAUAAACAUUCCUGAGUGUUC
Molecule: messenger RNA, 3286 nt
Organism: Dermacentor albipictus
Lineage: Eukaryota; Metazoa; Arthropoda; Arachnida; Ixodida; Ixodidae
Product: cytochrome P450 3A14-like
Molecular function (GO): iron ion binding; oxidoreductase activity, acting on paired donors, with incorporation or reduction of molecular oxygen; monooxygenase activity
Source: RefSeq, a predicted model, not a curated record